CGAGAAAGAGCGCAUUUCACUGUGCGAUAAACAGCGGUUGAGCUACUGAGAGGAGAGGAGACAUUCGGACACAUUGCUUCUCUACUUGGAAAAUAUAUGGUCUAAUUCAGCAGAACUGUCCAUCAGGUCCUAUACAUCUCAAGGAUUAUACUUUAAAUUCCUCUUUGUGUAGCCUAUUACGGAGAGGACGCACGCCCGGAGGAGAGUAGAGGUGGUAUCGGGACUGAGAAGGAAAGGAAUUGUAUUCUUUCUGAAGUGGAUCGAGAGAACCAAGUGGUUGCUAUUUUCGAAGACAGAAAUGCCAAUGACCAGGGGACCUAGAGAGACUGUCACUAUGAUUGUGUGAGCUCCUAGCCAUCGAGCGGAGUGGGAGUGUCGGUAGGAGAACAGAGGCGAGAGGAGUGCCUACACCUGGACUAUGGCGCCGCACCACCGGCGGGCAGAAUAUCCCCUCGCCAGGGGGGCCGUGCUUACCCUGCUCCUGGGCUGUCUGGCCCUGCCAUCACCAUCCCAUGCAGACAGCAUGCCCAGUUUCAUCAAGUCUCCAGAUGACCAGACAGGUAUUUCGGGAGGCGUGGCAUCCUUCGUAUGCCAGGCGGUGGGCGAUCCCAAGCCACGCAUCACUUGGAUGAAGAAGGGCAAGAAAGUCAGCUCUCAGCGCUUUGAGGUGAUAGAGUUUGACGACGGCUCAGGGUCCGUCCUGCGUAUCCAGCCCCUGAGAACCCACAGGGACGAGGCCAUCUAUGAGUGUACUGCCAUCAACAGCGUGGGAGAGAUCAACACCAGCGCCAAACUCACCGUCCUGGAAGAGGACCAGAUUCCCCAUGGGUUCCCCACCAUAGAUAUGGGACCCCAGCUGAAAGUUGUAGAGCGGACCCGUACAGCCACCAUGCUGUGUGCUGCCAGUGGCAACCCCGACCCAGAGAUCUCCUGGUUCAAGGACUUCCUCCCUGUAGAUAUCAACAGCAGCAAUGGAAGAAUCAAACAGCUCCGCUCAGGAGCUCUCCAAAUAGAAAACAGCGAGGAGUCGGACCAGGGCAAGUACGAGUGUGUGGCGGUCAACAGCGCCGGGACCCGCUACUCGGCUCCAGCCAACCUAUAUGUGAGAGUGAGGCGUGUGCCACCCCGGUUCUCCAUCCCUCCCAACAACCACGAGGUGAUGCCGGGUGGCAGCGUGAACCUGACGUGCGUGGCGGUGGGAGCACCCAUGCCCUACGUCAAGUGGAUGAUGGGGGUGGUAGACCUGACUAAGGAAGAAGAGAUGCCCAUUGGGAGGAAUGUUUUGGAGGUCACCAACAUUCGCCAGUCUGCCAACUACACCUGCGUGGCGAUAUCGUCGCUUGGUAUGAUCGAGACCACUGCACAGAUCACCGUCAAAGCCCUGCCCAAGCCCCCCACCUCCCUGAUUGUGACGGAGACCACAGCCACCAGCGUCACUCUGACCUGGGACUCCGGGAACCCUGAGCCUGUGUCCUACUACGUCAUCCAGUACCGGGCCAAGGUCUCUGACAACGGCUUCCAGGAGGUUGACGGAGUAGCCACCACCCGCUACAGCAUCGGAGGGCUCAGCCCCUACUCUGAGUAUGAGUUCCACGUCAUGGCGGUGAACAACAUUGGGCGUGGCCCUCCCAGCAGCCUCGUGGACACCAGAACCAGUGAGCAGGCUCCCUCCUCUCCACCGCUGGCUGUACAGGCUCGCAUGCUCAGCGCAUCCACUAUGCUGGUCCAAUGGGAGCCUCCCGAGGAGCCUAAUGGACAGAUCAGAGGUUACCGGGUGUACUAUAGCUCUGACCUCGGAGCCCCGCUGAGUGCGUGGCACAAACAUAACACUGAUGACAGCAGACUGACCACCAUCUCAGGGUUGACCACAGAUAUCACCUACAGCCUCAGGGUGCUGGGGUUCACCUCUGUAGGGGACGGACCUCCGUCUGAUGUACUGCAGGUCAAAACCCAGCAGGGAGUACCAGCCCAGCCGUCUAGCUUCGAGGCAGAGGCAGAGUUGGACACCCGCAUCAUGUUGUCGUGGCUGUGGCCUGUCCAGGACCAGAUCACCAAGUACGAGCUCAUGUACUGGGAGGCUAACUCUGGCAAUAAGCUCCACGUGACCUUCCUUCCAGCGGGGUCCUAUGCUGUGGAGGGUCUGAAGCCAGACACCCUCUACAUGUUCUCCCUGGCUGCUCGCUCUGAGAUGGGUCUUGGCGUCUACACCCAACUUAUUGAGGCCAGGACUGCCCAGUCCACCCCCUCAGCCCCGCCCCAGGAGAUAGUCCUGCUGAGCCUCAGCUCCACCAGCAUUAAGGUGAGUUGGAGAGCGCCCCCUGCAGCCAGCCGCCAUGGGGACAUCGUCCGCUACACACUGGCCUACAAGGCCGCAACUGGAGAGGACCUGGAGCGCCACGAGUUGUCGGACAUCGGGGCAGACGUCUCUAGUUACAUACUGGAGGGCCGAAAGUGGUCAGAAUACCAGGUGUGGGUCAGGGCUCACACGGACGUAGGCCCAGGCCCAGAGAGCCCUGCAGCCCGGAUCAGGACCAAGGAGGAUGUGCCCGGAGCCCCUCCCAGGAAGGUGGAGGCUGAUGCCCUGAACUCUACAGCCCUGAGGGUGAUGUGGAAGCCCCCCCUCCAGGUGAAACAGCAUGGGCAGAUCAGGGGGUACCAGGUGGUCUUCUCACGACUGGAGAAUGGAGCGCCACGAGGCCAGCCCAACAUCAUGGACGUCUCCCUACCCGAGGCACAGGAGACUGUCAUAACAGGCCUGCUCCCUGAGACCACCUACUCUGUCACUGUGGCAGCCUACACCACCAAGGGAGAUGGGGCACGCAGUAAGGCCAAGGUGGUCACCACAACAGGAGCAGUCCCAGGCAGGCCCACUAUGAUGAUCAGCACCACCAUCGGUAACACAGCCCUCAUCCAGUGGCAACCUCCGAAGGAGAUGGUGGGAGAGCACAUGGGCUACCAGCUGCAGUACAAACGCAUGGAGGAGGAGUCGUUCACCGUAAAAGACUUCAAGAAGAUAGAAGACCACUUCACCGUCACCGGCCUGCACAAGGGCGCCACCUACAUCUUCAAGCUCUGUGCCAAAAACCGGGUGGGCAACGGGGAGGAGUACGCAAAGGAGAUUACCACGCCAGACGAUGUGCCCAGUAGCUACCCCCAGAACCUGAGCGUUGUGGGCCUGACCACCACCACAACCAAGCUGGCCUGGGAGCCUCCGGUGCUGGCUGAGAGGAACGGGAAGAUUGUCCAGUACGUUGUGGUGUACAGAGAUAUCAACAGCCAGCAGAACCACACCAACAGCACGACAGAGACCCAGAUGACCAUCAUGGGGCUGCAGCCUGAUACCACCUAUGAUAUCAGGAUCAGGGCAUUCACCAGCAAGGGAGGGGGACCAAUCAGUCCUAGUAUACAGAGCAGGACCAUGUCUACCGCCAUGCCAGAGUUCACCAAAAACUUUGGUGUGAAAGCCGUGAUGAAGACGUCAGUGCUGCUGACUUGGGAAGUGCCAGAAACAUACAAGUCUCAAGUGCCUUUCAAAAUACUGUAUAACCAGCAGAGUGUGGAGGUGCAGGGGAACCUGAAGAGGAAGCUGAUCACGAGGCUGCAGCCAGACACAGACUACAGCUUUGUGUUGAUGUCUAGAGGGAACAGUGCUGGGGGUCUACAGCAGCAGGUCUCCAUCAGGACCGCCCCGGACCUGCUCAAGACCAAACCCAUCCAAUACCAACACGACCCAGAGGAGGGGGGCAAGCUCACCAUCACCCUGCCCAAAGUCCCCACCACCGCCCCUGUCAGAUAUUACUACAUAGUGGUGGUUCCUGUCACACCAGCCACACUACACAGGUGGGAGAACCCUGAAGAUAUGGACUUGGAUGAGCUCCUGGAGGCUAGUUCUGACCAGAGCCUGAAGAGGAGACAGACCCAAGAGUUCCUCAGACCCUACAUCGCUGCCAAGAUGGAUGCUCUCCCAGACACCUUCCCUCUAGGAGACGAGAAGAAGUACAACGGCUUCUACAACAAGCCUCUACCGGGCCAGCAGCAGUACCUCUGUUUCGUACUGGCUGCCCUCAAAGGCCACGAAUCUCAGAAGACGUUUGCGGCCAGCCCAUACUCGGACCCCAUCACAGUGAAGCUCCACAGCGGUAUGGCUCGCCAUGCUGAGGACCCAGAGAUGCUGUGGGUCAUGGGCCCUGUCCUGGCCGUCGUACUCAUCAUCAUCAUCGUCAUCGCUAUCCUGCUCUUCAAGAGGAAACGAGCAUCUCCCUCUGCCAAGGAUGAGCACUCUGUUGGGGUGAAGGACUCUCUGCUGGCCCACUCCUCUGACCCUGUGGAGAUGAGACGACUUAACUACCAGACACAAGGGAUGAUGGAGCACCCUUUCAUCUCCACCACUGAUCUUGCUAACCACAUCGAGCGACUUAAAGCCAACGACGGACUCCGCUUCUCACAGGAGUAUGAGUCCGUAGACCCUGGCCAGCAGUUCACGUGGGAACACUCUAACCUGGAAGUAAACAAGCCAAAGAACCGCUAUGCAAAUGUCAUCGCCUACGACCACUCCAGGGUCAUCCUCACCUCCGUCGACGGAGUGCCAGGUAGCGACUACAUCAACGCUAACUACAUAGACGGCUACAGGAAGCAGAACGACUACAUCGCUACACAGGGCCCGCUUCCUGAAACCCUGAGUGACUUCUGGAGGAUGGUGUGGGAGCAGAGGACCAACACUAUUGUCAUGAUGACCAGGCUGGAGGAGAAGUCAAGGGUGAAGUGUGACCAGUACUGGCCCAGUCGGGGUACAGAGACCUAUGGGAUGAUCCAGGUGACCAUGUUGGACACUGUGGAGCUGGCUACCUAUAGCGUACGCACCUUCACCCUCUAUAAGAAUGGCUCCAGUGAGAAGAGAGAGGUUCGUCAGUUCCAGUUCAUGGCCUGGCCGGACCAUGGAGUGCCUGAGUACCCCACCCCCACCUUGGCCUUCCUGCGCAGGGUCAAGGCCUGCAACCCGACAGAUGCAGGGCCCAUGGUGGUCCACUGCAGUGCUGGUGUAGGGCGGACCGGUUGCUUCAUCGUGAUCGAAGCCAUGCUGGAGCGUAUGAAGCAUGAGAAGUCUGUGGAUAUCUACGGUCAUGUGACGUGUAUGAGAGCUCAGAGGAACUACAUGGUGCAGACGGAGGACCAGUACGUCUUCAUCCACGAGGCCCUGCUAGAGGCAGCCACCUGCGGUAACACAGAGGUCCCUGCACGCAACCUGUACGCACACAUCCAGAAGCUCACCCAGGUCACGCCCGGAGGCACCGUUUCCGCCAUGGAGCUAGAGUUCAAGAAACUGUCUAACUCUAAAGCACAUACCUCAAGAUUCAUCAGCGCCAACCUCCCCUGCAACAAGUUCAAGAACCGGCUGGUGAAUAUCAUGCCUUUUGAGUCCACCCGCGUGUAUCUGCAGCCUAUCAGAGGUGUGGAGGGCUCCGACUACAUUAACGCCAGCUUCAUCGAUGGAUACAGGCAACAGAAGGCCUACAUAGCCACCCAGGGCCCGCUAGCAGAGACCACAGAGGACUUCUGGAGGAUGCUGUGGGAACACAACUCUACCAUCGUCGUCAUGCUCACCAAACUCAGAGAGAUGGGACGGGAAAAGUGCCAUCAGUACUGGCCUGCUGAGCGUUCUGCUAGGUACCAGUACUUUGUAGUGGACCCCAUGGCUGAGUACAACAUGCCCCAGUACAUCCUCCGAGAGUUCAAGGUCACAGACGCCAGGGAUGGCCAAUCCAGGACCAUUCGGCAGUUCCAAUUCACUGAUUGGCCAGAACAAGGGGUGCCAAAAACUGGAGAGGGCUUUAUCGACUUCAUUGGCCAAGUGCAUAAAACCAAGGAACAGUUCGGACAGGAUGGACCCAUCUCUGUGCACUGCAGUGCUGGUGUUGGGCGGACUGGUGUGUUCAUCACCCUGAGUAUCGUGCUGGAGAGGAUGAGGUACGAGGGGGUGGUGGACAUCUUCCAUACCGCCAAAACACUGAGGACCCAGAGACCUGCCAUGGUGCAGACAGAGGACCAGUACCAGUUGUGCUACAGGGCAGCUCUGGAGUACCUUGGCAGCUUUGACCACUAUGCAACAUAAUCACUCUCAGAAUGCACUGGGACUCCUGGGGUUCCGGAGCGCCGCCAGUGUGUCCCUUCUGAGCCAUAUACACCCGGCUGACAAAGUCCAGAAACUGCCUGAGGGGAGAAGGGAGAGGGGGGAGGAAGAAGGGAGAGGGGGGAGGAGGAGAGGGAGAGAGCACAAGUCUGACUGGGCGACCUUCAAUCAGGUGGAGCAGUACUCUUGGACUGACUGGCAUAAUAAACCUGCUUUAAAACCCUCCACUACUAAAAUCUACUCCUCAAGAAAUGAUCUAAAUGCUUCAGUGUGCUUCAUUCUGACGUCUCUAUACGUAAUGCACACAACAUAAAAUCACUAUUUCUGCCUCCUACUACUGCUGAUAUAGCAACGGUUAUUUUUCUGCUUUUAUUAUGCAUCAAUAUCAAUAUUAUUACCCAUUAUAAGUAUGUGAUUAUUAUUAUUAUUAUUUUGAAUUUAUUUUCUAAUCAUUUAUACUUUGGUUAUUGUAUGUCUUAACGUGUCUUAUUUUAAAUUAAUUACUUGUCUUUUUUUGCACAAGGGACAUGAAUUUUUAAUAUGCUCCGAGUUAUUAUUAAUACUGGAGACGUAUGCAUACUCAGAGCUGCUAAUAAUAAUUUUAUUUUUUACCAUAUUCCAAAGUUCGCUAUUCUCUGGUAGUAUUCAGUGGUAUAUGGGGGACAAUCUUUUAUACACCUUUUCACUUCCUGGUCCUUUACAAAACGACUAGCCAUCUCCACAAAAAGAGAUCAAACACAUACACCAGAGUUAGUGGACUACUAUAAAAUAAACCUAUCUACAGUGCAUUUGGAAAGUAUUCAGACCCCUUGACUUUUUCUACAUUUUGUUACGUUACCAUUCUAGAAUGGAAUAAAAACGUUUUUUCCCCCCCCGCCCCAUCACUCUACACACUAUACCCCAUAAUGACAAAGCAAAAACAGGUUUGUAGAAAUGUUUGCAAAUGUAUAUAAAAAAACAAACAGACCAUUUAAAUAAGUAUUCAGACCCUUUACUAAGUACUUUGUUGAAGCACCUUUGGCAGCAAUUACAGCCUCAAGUCUUCUUGGGUAUGACCCUACAAGCUUGGCACACUUGUAUUUGGGGAGUUUCUCCCAUUCUUCUCUGCAGAUUCAAGGACAUUCAGAGACUUGUUCCGAAGCCACUCCUGCGUUGUCUUGACUGUUUGCUGAAAGUCGUUGUCCUGUUGGAAGGUGAAGCUUCGCCCCAGUCUGAGGUCUUCAUCAAGAAUCUCUCUGUACUUUGCUCCGUUCAUCUUUCCCUCGAUCCUGACAAGUCUCCCAGUCCCUGCCUCUGAAAAACAUCUCCACGGCAUGAUGCUGCCACCACGCAUCACUGUAGGGAUGGUGCCAGGUUUCCUCCAGAUGUGACACUUGGUAUUCAGGCCAAAGAGUUCGAUCUUGGUUUCAUCAGACCAGAGAAUCUUGUUUCUCAUGGUCUGAGAGUCUAGGUGUCUUUUGGCAAACUACAAGCAGUGCCUUUUACUGAGGAGUAGCUUCCAUCUGGCCACUCUACCAUAAAGGUCUGAAAUGUUCUCCCAUCUCCACAGAGGAACUCUGGAGCUCUGUCAGGGUGACCAUCGGCUUCUUGGUCACCUCCCUGACCAAGGCCUUUCUGUGAAAGAGAGGUGCGGGGGGGCAUAAUCAACAUCAAGGUCUUCAGAGUCCAGUGUGCUAACUGCCUUGUUCAGGGGCAGAAGGACAUAUAUUUACCUUGUCAGCUCGGGGAUUUGAUCCAGCAACCUUUUGGUUACUGGCCCAACACUCUAACCACUAGGCAACUUGCCAAAUUAUGGAGGCCAUUGUGUUCUUGGGGACCUUCAAUGCUGCAGAUAUUUGUUGGUACCCUUCCCCAGAUCUGUGCCUCAACACAAUCCUGUCUCGGCACUCUAUGGACAAUUCCUUCGACCUCAUGGCUUGGUUUUUGCUCUGACAUGCACUUUCAACUGUGGGGCCUUAUAUGGAUGGGCGUGUGCCUUUCCAAAUCAUGUCCAAUCAAUUGAAUUUAAUACACGUGGACUCCAAUCAAGUUGUGGAAACAUCUCAAGGAUGAUCAAUGGAAACAGGAUGCAACUGAGCUCAAUUUUGGUCUCAGCCUGUUUCAAAGGGUCUGAAUACUUAUGUAAAUAAGGUAUUUUUGUUUUUUUAAAUAGAAUACAUUUGCAAAAAAUUCUAAACCUCUUUCCGCUUUGUUAUUAUGGGGUAUUGCGUGUAGAUUGAUUAAAUUAUUUAUUUAUUUAGUUCAGCAAUUUUAGAAUAAGGCUGUAAUGUAACAAAAUGUGAAAAAAUCGGACUACUAUCUGAGUCUGAAUACUUUCCAAAUGCACUGUAUGUUUAAAAAACUGAAUAGGCUAAUCUUGAUGACUUUUGACAAAUCUGCCAUGUACAAAUACCCAAUAACUGUUUACUGUGAUUUUCUCAAUGCCUGUCGCUCAAAGAGCUCCGGUCCAAACUCUAGACACAGCGAAAGAAAUACAGAAAACCACCGGUACAUGGAAAGUUGUUUGUUCUUUUACAUCCAGGUAGGUCGAGCAUGGCCUGAGGUUGACUGAACCAAACCAUCACUCCCGAAUGUCACAGUGGAACUGGGACCCUGGCUCUGGUCUGAUCUGACAAGCUAUACCUAGUUUGGAGAAGCAGAUAUACAGAGCUCCACAUCACAGACUAAUGUACAGCCCCAACAACAACCAUCCUAUGAGAAGUGUUGAAGUGUCCAGACAGACAGUUAUUCAUCCAUGUAUUUCUGAUUACCCUUCUGAUUCUGAACUAUGAACUGCACAUGUCCAUCUGCAAACGACUGGUCCAGCUCCCAAUGACUGGCCAGCUCUGCAGAUACAGUAACUGACAACAACCCAGAUGAACGUCUCUUCUGACUGUCACUGACUUUACAUCCAUGGUAUAACUGCUGUACUAUACUGUAUUAUCUCCUCACUGUGGUACAGAAGGAAAUUCUCCUGUAACACAAAGAAGCAGCAUCAAUGUACGGUGGAGGAUAUCUACCUUAUAGUCAAGCUUUUCUUUCUUAAGUGGUACUAUAGAAUUGCAAAAUGAGGUGAAUUUGGAUUUAGUGGGCCCGGAAGAAUGGACUACAAAACAGGAUUCAUUUCACUUUGUCUUCGAAUAGUGCCGUAGGGGUUCAAUCUUUUUUCUAUUUGUUAAUAAAAAGGAGAGGAAAAAAAUGUUGCAAAAACCUUGAUGUUAAUAAAGUUGAAAAAUGUGGUUUUUUAUAA
Molecule: messenger RNA, 9356 nt
Organism: Oncorhynchus nerka (sockeye salmon)
Lineage: Eukaryota; Metazoa; Chordata; Actinopteri; Salmoniformes; Salmonidae
Gene: ptprfa
Product: protein tyrosine phosphatase receptor type Fa
Biological process (GO): peptidyl-tyrosine dephosphorylation involved in inactivation of protein kinase activity
Cellular component (GO): signaling receptor complex
Molecular function (GO): protein tyrosine phosphatase activity; protein binding
Source: RefSeq, a predicted model, not a curated record